AACUGCUGCAGCCAUCAAUCUCCUUAACCUUUUGAAGAUUGCAAACACCAUGUCUCAUCCCCUAUAUAACCCCUUUGCCUCUGGGAACCAAAAUUCCACCCAAGGGCAGUAUGGACUAUCCAGUAUGCAGGCAGAGAGGGACACUCUGAAGACAUUUUCUGGAUCUGGACCUGGAUCUAACUUCAGCUCUUCUUCUGCAACUUCUGCCAACUCUGGGGGAAUGAUCCCUUCACUGCUGGCUCGCUCAGUGAGCUACAGGCCUGAACAGAGUAGUUCAAUAGAAGAGGGGGACAUAGAGAGGUCUAUAGACAUGCCCAUUAGCAGAGCCAGAGAGGAGGUGAGGUUUCCUGGCAAACCGACGCAUCAGCCCAUGGGCCAGGGCACUCGCUUUACCAGCACUCAAAGAGAUGAGUUUCUUUCCUCAGGCACAGGGAUGGCCUACUAUUCUAUGUCCUCAACCUCUGCCCCUCCAGGACAUAUACACUGUGAUGUUGAAAGUGGCAGUAGCUCUUUGGACUGGUUGCCAAACUACAAAAGGUCAACUGCUAAUGAUUCCUCCAAAUUUUACUCAUCUGCUUCAUCUAGCUACGUAGGCAGUUCUGAUAGUAGGUUUAAUUCCUCAAGUGAAAGGGAACAUGAUUUGCAGUCCAUUCCAGGGUUGGGUGAUUAUGACUAUCCAGUGCCAGACAAAUCUGCAGCCUCCACUGAGUCAAGUCGCCCCAAAUACACUUCUGAAUCAGCCGCUAACAUCCUUUCGCAAUUCGGACUUGAAAAAGAGGAUUUGGAACAUCUCAUCUCUUACCCUGAAGACCAGAUCACCCCUGCCAACCUGCCGUUCAUAUUGCGCCAAAUCCGCAUUCAGAAGGCCAAGAGAGCUGCAACUGCAGUUCAGUCAAAACCGUACCUGGAACCCCAGCCCACCAGAGGUGUGAGUGGAAUGGACAGGUUGAGUAGUUCUGGAGGGGCAGGGAUACGCCCGGAGGAAAUGUCAUCGGCUAUUCUCCAGCCCAGUAAAGUGAUUGACUUUGGACAUACUGACAAAUAUGCUGGAGGGGUUUUGGAUGAGAUUGGAAGGACCAGUGGCACAAGAGCUAACAGUGGUGGGAGUGGCAAACCAAAGGAAGAUGGACAGUCAAAGUCGAAAGCCCAACCAUCCUGCACUUUGUUCCACGGUGUGCAUCCUGGCCGACCUGGUCUUGUGCUCAUUGGAAGCAAUGAUACCAGUGGCACUAAGGAUCAGAAUAAAGGUCGAGGUAAAGGGUCAACGGUUGCUGAGCAGAUGAAGAAGCAGCAGACACAACAACAACAGAGGCAGAAGCAGCACAUCCAGCAGCAGGCCCAGAAGCAGCCAGUACCGCAGAUGGGACAAACGUGGCCUCCAGUUUAUUCUGCUGCGCAACCGGUUCCUCCUGCUUCUCUCAUCCCCAGCAGCACAGAUGCCUCACGCACCAUGCAUCGUUCAAUGUUUAUCCUCGGUGAUCCUCUCCCCAGCAUUAUUCCACCAGCUUCACCUCAGCCAAUCCCGAGCCCGGUGAACUUCAGUCAGUUGCUGCCGCCUUCCAGCAGGCAGUGUCGACCACAGCAUCCAGUCUCCAAGGGUCUGCCAACGCCGGCCAUGAUGCAUGACUGUGUAGCGGACACACCGAGAGUCUUUCCACAUACCUGUUCUCUGUGUUACAAAGAAUGUACUCAUAUGAAGGAUUGGCUCUCCCACCAGAACACCAGCCUUCACCUUGAGAGCUGCAAAAUCCUGCGGGCACAAUACCCAGAGUGGGAUGGUGAGGUUGAAGUCCAGCUCAGUGCUGGAGGGAAAGAUGUUAAGCCAUCAUCCUCAACUGCUGCCCAGACUUCCCAACAUCGUCAUCAGAAAACCAGGCAUGGAAGCCGCUCCCGCUCCCACUCACCUAGUCUCCGAAGGCACCAUGAAAGAAGAGAGAAACGCAGCCAAUCACGAUCACCGCACAGCUCCAGAUACACUCGCAGCUCCCGGUCCCGUUCUUGCUCUCCAUGGUAUGACUGUCCUACCUCCUCGCGUUAUCGGUCACGUUCAAGGAGUUAUGAGAGACGAUCCUCACCGAGGAGGAGAGAAGAGAGAUGGUCCUCACCAAGACGAAGUCAAGAGAGGCGAUCAUCUCCAAGGAACCAUGAAAGAAGAUCGCCAAGGAGGGGUGACAAGAGACGAUCAUCUCCAAGAAGGAGCUAUGAAAGAAGAUCACCAAGGAGGGGCGACAAGAGACGACCAUCUCCAAGAAGGAGCCGUGAAAGACAAUGGUCCACAGAGAGGUCGUCUGCUGAAGGGAAGAGGUCGAGCAACACAGAGAGGCUGGUGAAGAGACUACUGGAAAAUUCAGCUGUUCAGGCUCUGUCAAAAGACUCUGACCUGGAGGCUGUGGUUAAAAAUCUAGCUCCUGCCUUACUAGCCGAGCUAGCCAAGAUGAAUUCUUCCUCCUCAUCAUCCUCUAUGUCAUCCAAAGGAGGAAAAAGCUCCCAGUCUUCUCCCUCUGCUGGGGGUAAAAGCUCAUCCUCUGCUGCCUCUUCGUCCUCUUCAGCAGCAAAGAAGGAGACGACGACAACAUCUUCUAAAGCAAAACCCAUUCUGCAGAAGAACGAGGCAGGUGCUUCUACAAAGACUAAGGAGGACUUUGUCACUGUUGAUGAAGUUGGUGGACACCAGCACUCAUCCUCUUCCAAGCAGUCCUCCAGAGGGAAAAAAGAAAGGCAAAGCUCAGACGUGUCAUCUGCUGCCAAACAGACCUUGACAAGGUCCUUCAAAGACUCUAUGAGCUCAGCCUCUUCCUCAUCCUGUUCAUCCUCCUCAUCCAAGUUGACUAAAGACUCCGUGAAGAGAAGCUCGUCUUCUGACUCUGAGCCACCCCACUCUCCUACCAAACCCUCAUCCUAUGCCAGUGUUAGUAAAACCUCUGCCUCUUCCUCACUGUGUCUUGAAACCUCUUCCUCUCCUGGUCCAAAAGCAGAACAGAGCAAGACAAAAUCUCCUUUCAAAGCAUCUACUACGUCUUCCUCGAGUUGUAGGACCCAGUCGUCCUCUACUGCACAUGAAAUUGAAAAGAUGGUAUCAGCAGCAGCUGUUGAGGCAUCAGUAAAGACUCAUUCUGAGUCACAUAUAGAAGCAAAAGCCACAGAGAGUGCAGUGGAAAAAUCUGACCACAAGGUGUCAGCAGAGGCCAUUGUUGCAAAAACUGUUGAGUCAGAGUCAAAAAUAGAAACAUCAUCAAAGAUGCAUCCACCUGCACAGGGACGGGGGUUAGAGAUGAGCCAAUCCCAGAGGUUUGAGAUUUAUGUUAAAGACAACACACUCAAAGACCUGGAGAAAAGCAAAGAGAGAAGGAAAGAAGAUGAUGUUGGCAAACAUUCAGAGGAGGAGGAUGAUGACGCUGAAAAUUAUCAAAUCCUUGAUUCACUUGAUGACCAAACAGAUGAACAGAUGGAUGAUGGGGACCAAGUAGGCAGCUCUGAAACAAAGAUAACAGAGCCUGAGAAUGACCGGAGUUUGCAUGAGGAAACAUUGGACAGACAGGUCUUUGGCACUGUUUAUAAAGAAGGCAAAGUCUACCCUGAUGAGUGCAGUGAAAAGGAAGUGGGUGUUUCUUUUGAAAUGGUCAACAAUGUUACUGAAGGUCAAGCCACAACAGGUCAAGAAGACAGUUACCUCGUUGAAGGUAACAGUUCCACUGUAAAACAACUGUCUGAGGAAGAUGUGGUUCAAGUAGUCAACAAAUCUGAUGAUAAAUCUGCAGUUGAAGUUGCAAUUAUUAAAAACCAAGAGGCAAAUAAGGAAGAUAGUAUUCAAGUGUUGGAUACAGGUAGCAAACAAGACCCAAGAGGUAGGGUAGAUGGAAAGACUGGAAAACAACAAAAAGAGGAGGUCAAAGGCAAAAUGAUUUCACCAGAAUCCCGCAAAGCCUCCAAAGACAUGGAAAACCCUGAAGAACAAAUACCAAAUGAUGGAGACCAGCCUCUUGAAGUAUGUGACAAUAAAGACACUUUAAAAGACGUUGAUAGUGACGUUCCUGAACAAGAAACCUUUGAGAUAUUGGAUUCGAUUGACGAUCAGGUGGUAAUGGAAGAUGACAGCCACAAACUUGAAACUCCCAGUGAUCAGAUGUCUAAAAAAGACAUGGAAGAAGAGGAAGAUACCUAUGAGGUAAUUGAUUCUGUGGAAGAUCAGCCAACAACUACAAAGACAGAGUCUGAGACUGACAACAAGGUAAAAAGAACCAAAAAAGUGGAGCUGACUGCUAGACAAGAUGAUAGAUCAUCAAAGAGGAGUAGCCCCAGGACCAGAGCAUCCAAAAGGGAAGAGAAGGAGAAAUCACCAAAGAAGCAGGACAGGCCAGUUAAAAAAUAUGAAACACGAACGAAGAUGGACACCACUGCAGGAGGUUCUAAAAAAGACAAAGAGAUCAAAGAGGUCACUGAGGAAGUGUACAAAAUAGUAGAUUCUGUUGAUGACGAACUGGUUCAAGAUGCAGCCGCCACAGAAAGGUCUGGUAGAAGAAGGAGUGCAAGAGGAAAGAAAGAGGAUAAAAUGACAUUGAAUCUCACUGAAGCAUCUGACAAACCUGAUGGAGACGAGGAGGCUUCCUAUGAAAUUUUAGACUCUGUGGAGGACGAGACUGCUGCCGAAGAACCAACUUUUAUGACAAGAUCUACCAGAGGAAGAAGGGAAAAAACAACUAAGAGAGAGGUUUCCAAUGAGAAAACAAAAAUAGAAGACACACCAACAAAAAGGAGGCACAUUCCUGCCAGGGAAUCACGGGAAAAAACAUUAAAAAAAGAGGAGAAAGCACCUCCAAAAGAGAGUGUACCAACAAAGCAGAGUAUGGGAAAGAAGGAGAAAACACCCAAAAUAGACAUUAAGAAAGAGGGUAAAUCAACAACUAAGUCCCGAUGUGAUACUGCAACACCAGCAGAGGAGAAGAAUCAAACGUCGUCCAGGAAAAAUGACACAAAAGCUUCAACGAGCGCUCUGGUGAACAUGGAUCAGGUUUACCCUGAAGACACGGCCAAGGAGGAAGAACUGAGGAAGAGGCAAGCUGCCGCUAAAGAGAAGUCGCUUGCUAAGGAGCAAGAGAAGGAGCAGGAAGAGUGGAGGACCAGGGAGAGAGAGGAGAGCAGCAGUGGGGGAGGGACGAGGGAGGCGAAGGAGAGGGGAAGGGAAAAGGAGGAGAAGGUAGAGGUAGAUGCCAAGGAGCUGGUAACUCUGGAUGAGGUGGGAGCAGAUGAGGCUGGAGAGGAAAGAGCAGCAGAGGGUCAAGAGUGGGAUGAGGAGAUCACGGAGGGAGAGCUGCAGACGCUCAUCACCCUGGAUGAAAUUAUAGAAGAGGAGGAAGAGGGAAAGGAUGAGCAAAGCACUGUGGAGGCCCGCCCACCCAGCAAGGAGGACGAAUCAGUGCACUCCUUAAACCCAGAGACUUUGGUGACUUUAGAUGAAACAGAAGAAACCUCAAUAUGUUUGGAACACAAACACGAUGUCGACACUGCUGUGAGUAAAAGGAAGAGGGAGCUUGUCGGACCUGAAGCAAAGAGAUCUCGUUUUCAGUCUCCUUGUGUUGCUGCUGACUUCAAACUGCUACCAUUCAACCCCAACAACCCCCUUGGUCAGGAGUUUGUGGUCCCCAAAUCGGGGUAUUUCUGUAAUCUCUGCUCUGUCUUCUACCUGAACGAGAACUCGGCCAAGGAGCUCCACUGCAGCAGCCAGAGACACUACGACAACCUGCAGCGAGCUCAACAAACAGAUCCGUUGAAAGAACCAGCCAUGGCUGAUGACGGGACCUCCAUGCAUGGAUUCAACCAAAGAAUGACCUCCAAUUCAUUUGAAGAAGGGGAAGGGGGAGAGAUCUGUUUGUCUUAUAGUGAGGCCCAUCAGGGUCCUGACACUCCAGUGGGCGUCAACAACUCCAAGCCCACCAACCAGUCCAGAGCCAUAGAGGAACAAACGGACUUCAUCAACCUAGGUCAGGAAGGGCCCUCCCAGGCACCUGAUGUAAAAAAGGUGGCUAAUCCCGAGGCUGUGAAAGCACCAGGAUCACAACGCUUGCAGCUUUAUAACCGCCAAGGCAAAAUCCUGCUAGACAAUAUCUUGGGUGAUGCCAGGAGGUGGCACGAGAUUGGAUAUGCCAGAAGAGGAGAGAUCCCUCUGAGUAAGGCAUCACCCUUCUGGAGACCAUCGGCAUCAGGUCUUUGGCGGGUUUUGGAGGAGUCCAUGCUGGUAGCCACCGUAGAGCCGCCAGGUGUGAGGCCAGGCAAUCGACGUGCAGUAGGCGUGUUUCUAUACAACCAUAGCGAUGGCCCCUGGUGUGAGGUCCGUGAGCAGGACCUUACCCACGUCUGUUUCUUGGUGGCACCACCAUAACAAUAACACCAAGGAACAAGCCUCUGUCAAGAGAGGUUGCUGAGGGAUCCAGCUACAUGAAAUAUGACCAGGACUCACCACUCUGAAGUCCCACUGAAAUUUAAUACACAAAAAGAAUAACAAUCAAACAACAGGGCACAAAAGAAUAACAGUUCAGUUCUGUAGUCAGCCCAUGUCUGACUGCAGUUCAGCCUAUUGCAGCACCUGUGUGACCUUCGCUAACGGUUAUCCUAUGGAUCUCUUGGGGAACAUAGCAUCACCUUUGUGCAUUAUGUCUGUGUGAAUACAUUGACAAUCUGUGUGUAAAUGUGUAACCUGUAAAUAUAAAACACCUUCCGCCUUCUCUUUAAA
Messenger RNA from Seriola dumerili (greater amberjack), 6727 nucleotides. It is a transcript of the gene znf638, whose product is annotated as zinc finger protein 638-like. Gene Ontology annotation, cellular component: nucleus. The transcript is spliced from 13 exons. Gene Ontology annotation, molecular function: nucleic acid binding; zinc ion binding. NCBI's taxonomy places the organism in Eukaryota, Metazoa, Chordata, Actinopteri, Carangiformes, Carangidae. Bases 50 to 6376 code for a protein of 2108 amino acids. The record is from RefSeq and is a predicted model, not a curated record.